CUUUAUUUAAAUCUUUUUUAGAUUUAUAUACUUAAACACGCUUAAACGAGAUGAAAAGAUUAACUAUCAAGAGAGACCGAAAAAUACAUAGUCGAGUAACGAGAAGAAGCCCACUUUACCUGUUUUGGAGCUCAGACCCUUCUGGCGAAGGACUUUUCUCCGAAAAGGACUAGUGCGUAUGCAUUAUCACGUGAGCCUCAUGGGUCUGAGAACUAAGACAAGGCAUUGAUGGCUUAUCGCACGAUACAAGAAGAAGAGACUGGGCCGAGAGGUUCCUAUUGGGCCAAGUCUCGCCGAUGACCUACCUGCAUUUCCCCUCCCGCGUCUUCAACAGGCCAUGAUGCAUGUUGCGUGUGGAAAACGACCAUACACUCUUCUGAUCUCAACACUUCCCUCACCUUCAUUCUCAAAUCAUGAAAUCCACAAACAAGAGUCAUGAGCAGUGAGUCUCCAGAGUGCUCCUCGUCCGAGCGCAAAAGUUCUACAGUAUGCCACCUCUGCCGGCAACGCAAGACGAAAUGUGACCGACUAUUACCCAGGUGCGGGUUCUGCGUGAAGGCCCAGGUCAAUUGCAAGUAUGUCGCAAAGCCAAACAAACGUGGUCUGCGAGCCGGCUACGUCUCUCAGCUCGAGUCUCGCCUAGAAUCGCUCGAAGAGCAGAUAGCAAGCCUGAAGCAGCAGGAUCACACUGCUCCGGUCGAGGUCAUAUCUCCUUCACUUACAACGCCUGCGCCUGCAGCAACGUCCGCUCCCGAUCAGAGCAUCCUUUCACCCACACAAAAUGCAGCUUUCCUUUCUCCUUCCAAUUCAAUUCAAAGCAACGUCUCCAAGCCUCGCAGUCACAUGGAGUCCGACGCAGCUGUGGCAGACUUGAUGACUUUGCCUCAUACCUAUAUGUAUACCCUGGUCGAUUUAUGGUUCAAAGAAACCCAGCCGUGGAUACCGAUCCUGAGCCGCAACUCCUUGCUGAAUGCUCUGGACGCACUCCCACAUCCACUCACUCACAUUGACGACGUUGUACUGAAGGCUGUCAUUGCCCUUGAAGUCGCAUAUUCGAGCCAAGCCAUCAGUCUCGGUUACCACGGCCGACUACGCCUGUCGCAAUACCUGCGUGGACAGGUCAUUAACGAAGCCUUCUCUCAACCAUCCCUCAACUCUCUUCAAGCACUGUUGAUCAUGGCAAUCCUCGACUACGGGUCAGAUAACAUACCGAGUACUUUCAGUUUGCUGUCUGUUUGUCGUCGAAUGUGCGAAAAUAUCGGCCUGUUUCGAAAAUUGCUCAAUCAAAUGGCCCUGCAAAGUCCGGCGCAGGUUGGGCCACCUGCGAUCGGAAGCAACACAGGUGAUGAGCUUGCAGUCCCUCUAACCUGGGCGACACUUGGGUUAGAUGCGGUCUCCACCCUGGGCGUUACGUGGAGAGACGUUUCGGCUGCACUGGUCGAUCACUUGUCCAGCGUCGCCUAUGUCAGUACACCAGACUUGAGGGACAGUUUUCGCAGCCAUGUGCAUCUCUGUGCUAUCGGGUUGCAGCCAUUACAUACAUUCCUUCACGAGCACCAAAAAGGGCUGUAUGAAGGCAGACAAGCCGAUGCGUACGCAACCUGCGACGAGAUUUAUAACAAUCUGAUAAGUUACGCGCAAGCGCAGCAGGCCGAAAGCUAUACCCUGCUCGCGGACGGCCUGAUUGAUUUCGACCCCAAUCUGUCGUUGACGAGUAUUCUGGCUCAUGCGAGUGUGAUUACCCUGUACCAACGGAUGGUCGAAUGGGAUGGGUACGAGAUCCCGCUGCAACGGUGUUUGCAAGCGUGUGAACAUGUGGCACUGGCUUUGAGAAGCAUUGGCGAUAUUGAUGCCGAAUUCAACUCACCACUGUUGGGCCCGGUACUGUUUUGCGCGGCGCGAUUCAAGCUGAUUUUCUACCGAAAGAAAGAGCAACAGCAUGAACCGGUAUUUGAUGUCCUGAUGCAUGGAGUCAACAUGUGUGGAAGGCGUUGGGCGGUCGCACGCAGACUGGAUAUUGUACUCCGGGCAGCCAUUGUGCAGGUGUAUACGGACAAAGGGUCGGACGUUGUACCGUUGGGUUUCUGGGAUCUAAAGAAGAGUCACCUGGAUAUUUCGGAGGAUUUGAAAGAAUGGGUGGAGGGAUAUAAGCAUACAUUGUAUGUAGGCGCUUUGAAUGGGCCGUACAUGUAGAUGGGUCACGGCUGUUGGUUGAAUGCUUGCUAGAUCGUGCUGAUUGAGUAUGCGAAGAUAGGGGUGGUUUGUUCCUUUAUGACGCCACGCAUAUGACGCCACGCAUAUGACGCCAC
Exophiala viscosa is the source of this 2309-nucleotide messenger RNA. RefSeq lists its product as uncharacterized. Gene Ontology annotation, cellular component: nucleus. The transcript is spliced from 3 exons. Gene Ontology annotation, biological process: DNA-templated transcription; regulation of DNA-templated transcription. Lineage: Eukaryota; Fungi; Ascomycota; Eurotiomycetes; Chaetothyriales; Herpotrichiellaceae. Bases 436 to 2193 code for a protein of 585 amino acids. The record is from RefSeq and is a predicted model, not a curated record. Gene Ontology annotation, molecular function: DNA-binding transcription factor activity, RNA polymerase II-specific; DNA binding; zinc ion binding.